AUGGAUCAAAGGGCUCUAGUACCUUCCUUUGCUGAUCCUGAAGAGGUGAAGAUCAACAAGGAAGAGAUGGUGGGUUACUUACAGCCCUUGGUGCCGAGAGCCAGCCAGACGGAUUUGUCCCUUACUCAGCCUCAAAAACACUUCCAGUUCAAGAGAAAUGAGAUUUCAAACCCUCAGCAACGGCACAAAGAGCCAGUGGCCGCCACGGCCAAAUACCUGUCCCAGAUCAUUGUGAUGGGCACGCAGAUGGUGGGCAAAGCCCUGCGGCAGGAGUUUGCAGCCAACCAGGUAGCAGCUGACACCUGGGGCUAAGCCGGCCACUAGUCUAUAGCCUUUUCCAGCUUUUUAGCUUUCAGCCUACAGGAGGCACAACAGGUACUCAGUGUCUCCAAGCUGAGCUCUGAGGAGAUCCCAAAGAACUGCGAGCACCUGUUCAAGAUGAAUGGUAAACUGAGUAGCUCCUUCUACCUGCAGUCCAAGCUGGUCUGUGCGAAGGAGCAUCUGGAUGAGGGACUCAAAAUCAAAGUCCAGGUGGAAAAAGAGAGAACGCAGACUCCCAAAACAUGA
This is a messenger RNA of Ochotona princeps (American pika), 567 nucleotides long. Its product is annotated as presequence translocase associated motor 16. Gene Ontology annotation, cellular component: TIM23 mitochondrial import inner membrane translocase complex. The record is from RefSeq and is a predicted model, not a curated record. NCBI's taxonomy places the organism in Eukaryota, Metazoa, Chordata, Mammalia, Lagomorpha, Ochotonidae. Gene Ontology annotation, biological process: protein import into mitochondrial matrix.